Messenger RNA from Gavialis gangeticus (Gharial), 5373 nucleotides. RefSeq names its product family with sequence similarity 184 member A (gene FAM184A). Lineage: Eukaryota; Metazoa; Chordata; Crocodylia; Gavialidae. The record is from RefSeq and is a predicted model, not a curated record. Bases 152 to 3547 code for a protein of 1131 amino acids. The transcript has 18 exons.
GCUUGGUAACGGCGUCGAGGCGGCAGCAACGGUUGCUGGCUCCGCCCGCCAAGUGCGCGGUCCGGCGGCGGUUGGGGGCGCUCCUCAUCCGCGGGCUGUACCCCGGCAGUGGCCGCUGGCGGAGCCGCCCGCGCGGGGGCUCGGGCGGAAGAUGGCGACCCCGGGGAUGAGCCGGCAGCAGCAGCAGUACGGCGGUGGCGGGCGAGCGGCGCCGGGCCCCGCGCAGCCGGACUGCGGCCCCGAGCUGCACCUCAAGAUGAGCAAGAAGAUCGCGCAGCUCACCAAGGUGAUAUAUGCUUUGAACACUAAGAAUGAUGAACAUGAAGCUGCCAUUCAAGCUCUUAAGGAUGCACAUGAAGAAGAAAUCCAGCAAAUCCUAGCUGAAACAAGAGAAAAGAUCUUGCAGUAUAAGAGUAAAGUUGCAGAGGAAAUGGAUCUUAAGAGAAAGAUCCAGGUUUUGGAAGAGUCAUUGGAAGAUCAUAAAAAGAUGAAACAUCAAGCUUUGACAGAAUUUGAAGCUUACAAGGAUAGGGUUGAAGACAUGCAGUUAUGUGCAGAAGCCCAACAUGUCCAACGUGUAGUAACCAUGUCAAGAGAGGUAGAAGAGAUUAGAAAGAAAUUUGAGGAGAGGCUGCGUAGCUUCAUACAGUUGCAGGUACAGUAUGAGAAAGACAAACGCUCAGCUCUGGAAGAUUUGAGAGCAGCACACAGACUAGAGAUCCAAGAGCUUCUGAAGUCACAACAGAAUCAAAAUGCAACUUUAAGUAAAGGACAGGAGAAGCUAGAGGAGUUGCAUAGACUGGAACUAGAAGAUUUAAACAGCAAAGUUGAAGAGCUAAGAUUGGAAAGGAAAAAACUCAUUGAGGACUAUGAAGGCAAACUCAGCAAAGCUCAGUCUUUUUAUGAACAUGAACUUGAUGCUUUGAAAAGAUCCCAACUCUUUACAGCCGAAAGCUUGCAUGCAUGUAAAGAAAAAGAAAUGGAGCUAAGAAAAGAGUUUCAAAACCAAGAAGCUAUUUUACGUAAAAACCUGGGAAAACUGAAGACUGAAUUGCAAAUGGUGCAGGAUGAAGCCGCUAGUUUACGAGAAAAAUGCCAAAAGCUUCAAGUAGCACUUGGUACAGCAGAAAACAAUGUUCAGGUUCUUCAAAAACAACUAGAUGAUGUCAAGGAGGAAGAAAUAUCAUUGUUAAGCAAGCACAAAGAGGUGGAAAGUGAGCUAGCAGCUGCUCGUGAACGCUUACAGCAGCAGGCCACCGAUCUUGUGCUCAAAGCCAGCCAUAUUGGGAUGCUUCAAGCUACUCAAAUGACACAGGAAGUUACAAUAAGAGAUGUGGAAACAGAAAAAUCUAGAUUAAAAGAAAAGCUAUCUCAAUUGGAAGAGGAAAGAAAUCUGUUGCAAAGCAAAACACAGAGUCUGGAUGAGAGACAGAGACAACAGAUUCUGGCACUGGAGAAGAGGAUAAGUGAAGCAAGGGAAUCACAACGAGAAUACUAUGAGAAGGAGCUUAUAAAACUGCAAACAAGAUUGGAAGGAGAGGCUGCACAGUUAAAGGAGGCUCAUUCUAAGACCUUGGAAGAACUGGCAUGGAAGCAUCAUACUGCAAUUGAGGCUGCACACAGCAAUGCUAACAAGGAUAAGAAAAAGCUACAGAUAGAAAUGGAGCAGCAAUUUGAAAAGGAGAAACUGCAUCUGGAAGAAGAUAAGAAUCAGCUUCGACAGCAGUUGGAAAACCUGAGGGAAGAACUGACAACCAAGCUGACUUCAGCCAAUCAGGAGGUGUGUCUUCUACAAGAUCUAGUCAGAAAAAGUGAACAAGGCCUUGGUACUGCAGAAGGACAUAUCUCCAGUCUCCAGGAAGCCCAAGAAAUACUCCAAAAAGAACUAGAGUUAACCAGAACAAGGCUGAGAGAGACAACAGAUUCUUUGUAUAAUGUUGAGGGGGAACUAGAACAGGAAAGACAGCAACAUGAGGCAAUGAUUGCUGCUAUGAGAGAAGAGGAAAAGUUCAAAGUUGACAGAAUGGCUCAUGAUUUGGAAAUAAAAUGGACAGAAAAUCUUCGACAGGAAUGUACUAAACUUCGUGAAGAGCUGAGGCUUCAGCAUGAAGAGGAUAAAAAGGCAGCCAUGACUCAGCUCUUGCAGCUGAAAGAACGUGAAAAAAAUGCUGCCAGAGAUGGAUGGCAAAAGAAAGUGGAAGAUCUUUUAGACCAGAUCUCCUUGCUGAAACAGAAUCUGGAGAUGCAACUCUCCCAGUCGCAAAGCUCCUUACAACAGCUGCAGGUCCAGUUUAGUCAGGAACGGCAAAGGCUUACCCAAGAGCUCCAGGAACUGGACGAAGAGCAUCAACAGAGGCACAAGUCGUUGCAGGAAGCACAUAUCCUUGCUUUUCAGAACAUGGAAGAAACAAAAGAACAAGAGCAAAAGGAACUAGAAGAACAUUUACAACAAAAGCAUACAGAAGAACUUCAGACACUGAAAGAAACACAUAAGCAAGCCAUGGAAGGUUUCAAAUUAGAAAUGGAACAGGAACUUCAGACUCUUCGAUUUGAGCUGGAAGAUGAAGGAAAAGCUAUGCUAGCUUCCUUGCGCUCAGAGCUAAAUCAUCAACACGCAGCAGCAAUUGACCAGCUAAGGCAUAAUCAUCAACAAGAAUUGGUAGCUGCUAAAAUGGAACUUGACAGAAGCAUAGAACUUGGAAGACGACAGGAAAAGGAAUUUUUGUGCCGAAUAUCAGAUCUACAGGAUGAGCUGAGACACCGAGAUCAUCAUAUAGCUGAACUGGAUAAAGAGAUUCUUAAUCUUCAUGAGAAUAUAAGUGCCCUGACCAAGGAACUGGAGUUUAAGGGGAAAGAAGUUCUUAGAAUACGCAGUGAAUCCAACCAACAGAUCAGGAUGCAUGAGCAAGAUUUAAGCAAGAAACAUGAGAAAGAACUGGAUGUCUUGACAGCAGACCACAUCAGAGAGAAACAAAGUAUGCUGGCAGAUUUUAAUAAGACCCAAGAGCUGCUCAAGGAAAUUAAUUCAGCUUUACAAAUUUCUUUAGAAGAAAUGGAAGAAAAAUAUCAAAACAGGGAAUCAAGACCAGAAGAUUUGCAGCUUAUUGCAGAAUUGAAAGAUCUGAUUGCAGAGAGGGAUCAACUCAUAAAAAAACUGAUUGAGGACAAAAAAUUCUAUCAACUGGAACUGGUUAACAGAGAGACUAACUUCAACAAGGUCUUUAAUGCAAGCCCUAACGUUGGUGUUAUUAAUCCACUGGUGAAGCAAAAGAAGAAGAAUGAUAAGUCAACAAACAGGUUUGUGAGUGUUCCCAAUCUAAGUGCUCUGGAAUCUAGCGGAGUGGGCAAUGGACAUCCUAACCGCCUGGACCCCAUUCCUAAUUCACCCAUCCACGAUAUUGAGUUCAACAGCAGCAAACCACUUCCACAGCCAAUACCACCCAAAGAGCCCAAGACGUUUUUGAGCCCUCCUCAGACUGAAGCUUCACCAGUGGCUUCACCAGAUCCACAACGCCAGGAGUGGUUUGCUCGAUACUUCACAUUCUGAGAGAUAGUUUGUUUUUGUGGCACAGCGUGAUGUGGACUGUUUAUAAGAGCAUGACCUUAAAAAAAAACCCUUAUGUGAACAAGCUUUCCUGUAAUAUGUCAAACACUGUGAAUGAGAAAGUAUUUGUCUCUCUGAUUGAAAAUGCACUGUAUUUCAUGUGUUAUUUGUUGGAACCACUUGACAUGGUACUAUAUAAUGUGAGUAAUUAUCUCUAAUAUUUUUAUUUAAAAUGAAAGAGUCUUUAAACUUUGUAAUUACUACAUAAUAAAUUUUGGUAGAACAAACUAAACGCUUUUCCCCUUUUUCCUAUACAUAAGUGUCUUCUUUGGUUUCAGGUACCAUUUUUACCCCAAAGCAAUGUCCUGCAUGAUUUCUAGAUAUCAAAAUAAGAUUUCAAUGGGAAAAACAUCAGAAUAGGGCAAGGAGUGUUUAAUUCAUCCCAAUUUUAUUCUGUUAUUUUGUAGCAUUUUAAAAACUGUCCAUUCCAUAACUUUUUGAGUGGUGAAGCAUUUGAAAUCAGAACGAGUGUCGUUGCUAGCCUUCAAAGGUGAAUGAUUUUGACAAGAGCAUAACAAAAAGGAAAAUGCUUAAUGUUUCUUUUGCGCUCUAGACCUACUACUGAUCAGACUUUACCUCUGAGUAAUAAUUGCAGUGUUUUAAUGUUCAAUAUCACCAGCAAUUCUUCUCACAAACUGUAUAAUUAUUUUAUAAUGAUCUGCAAAGGCAAAAUGAUUUUUUGAACACUUGGAAUACUAAACUAAGUAUCACUUAGAAAACCAAGAAUCUCAUUUUGAGGAUGCUCGCCCUCUGAAUAAAAUUCAUGCUUUAAACAAAAUAUCCCUAAACCAAUUAUAUACACUACUGUAUGUAAACCUUUCAUUAAAAAGCAAUUUUAUUACAUUCACUCCGUUAAAGAAUUUUUUUUACCCUUGUAAAAUCAAUCCGUGAAACACAAGAGUUGUAGAGGUAGCAAGCCUGAUUCUUCAGUCUGUUACACACAUCUGAUGCCAGCAUUCCCCCUUGAGAGAAAAUUGCUAUAAGAGAUUGGAGACUCAUAUUUACUGUCUUUAUUAUUUAUAAUUGUUGUUAAUUCACAGAUUACCACACAGUAAUUUACACUGGUAAUCUCAGGGAGAAAAUGGUCUCUUUGUGUUUAUGAAUGUACUUUACAUCUGAAUCUCUGUAUCUUUUAAAAGUGUCAAGGAACUGUUUGCUCUAUUAUUUAAAUAAGGUUUUAGUUGGCACAAACAAAAAAUAUAUCUUCGUUAUUCCUCCUAAAGCUCUAUUUCCCUUUAUGCAAAAGGUAAAUAUCCAGUUGAAGAUGCUCGAUAGUUACAAUAAUAAGUUUUUUAUGUAGUAUAUGUAUAAAUGAAAAAUUUGUAUGUUUUCAUAUAAAUAAUAUAAAAUACUCUAAAUUAAAAUUUUAAAAAUGUUUCUCCUAUAACUCAUUUUGAAAAUGUCACAAAAGCCGUGCUCUGGUGAUGCUGCUAUAGUUUAAAGAAGUGAACAGCAGAUUCUCUGUAGUUGGUGAACUCAGCUGUAGGUAUAUGCAACUUUUUUAAUUGUAGAAGAAAGCCAUAUUGGGCAAAAUGUCAGAUUUCUUGGCUGUUACCCAAAAUAAAAUACACACAAGAUAAUUUUGAUAUAUGUUCUGAUGCGAGUGUUGUGUCUUUUCUUCCCUGUCUUGCCACUGUUGUUAAAAGAGUAUUGCAUCUUUGCUGGAUCAGCUCCCUUUUAAUUAGAGCAUUAAGUUGCACAGCCAUAAAUUUUUGCUUGUGAAAUAUAUCGUUAUAAAUAACAAUUAAAAGAAAAUAAUCUUUCAUGCU